AGUCCACUACUACUAAUUUAAGAUAAAAUUCACUUUAUUUUCAGAUUUUAUAUCCUACGCAAUCUCGCCCUCGUGACAAUAUCUAUUUAUUUUUGUAUUUUUAAAAAACCUUGUAGCGAUAACUUUCCUUCUGGGCAGGGCGACCAUUAUACAAACCUUUCUAUGUUUAGGUUUCAGUUUCAUUUCUCAGUAACCGAACGUAGCCGGAGAUUUCGGUCAGAGCCAUAACUGGGCUGCUUUGGAAUUCUUAGCUAAAGGAACAAAUGUCAUUGCAGAAUGACAUCGACUCUGUCUAAAUUCAUCAUCAAGACCUUAUGCGACAACCAGGGGUGUUUGGAAUUCGGGAAAUUAGAAGAUCAGCUCGCACAGAAAUUCACGGUUGCGGAUUCGAUCCUACGCACUGUGCUCUUUGACGAUGGUAAAAUAGCCAUUAAAGAAAGAAGAAAGACGGGAAGUAAAAUAAUCAGCCCGGAUAGUCUGGUAGUGGCUAAAACCAAUCUGCGGCUCUGUCAGAAAAAAGCUGGAGAGUGUCCGCAGUGCGAUGGGUUACACCUGUGCAAGUAUUUUGUUUGCGGAGAGUGCACGUUCGGAGGGAAGUGUAAGAAUCCACACAGUGUGGCAUUUCCAUACAAUGCAAAGCUUUUGAAGAAGUACAAUCUUCAUGAUUUCACAGAGAAACAGCUGUUCCAGCUGUUACUGCAGAAUGAUCCUUAUCUGCUUCCUGAGAUAUGCUCACAUUACAACAAGGGCAACGGUCAGCACGGCUCAUGUAAAUUCACCACCUCGUGCACAAAGCUCCAUGUCUGCCAGCAUUUUUUCCAGGGUGACUGCAAAUUUGGCUCUUCGUGCAAAAGACAGCAUGGCCUCGAUGGACAUGCGAUGAAGCUCUUCCGAGGAUUCAGUCGUGAGAAUAUUGAAAACCUUCACAAGAUCUACAGAAAUAAAUGUAUCAUCGUGGGUCAACAGGAGAGGCAGGGUACUGGUGUCACUGUGCUAACAGAGGUAAGAACCUCAACUAAGCAGCCUCAGCAGUCUUCCCAGCAGUCUUCCCACAGCAAUCCUGGAUCCCCAACCAGUUCUGUUUGUCCAUCUAAGCCACCGAGCAAUGCUGACAUGAAUGAAAUCUGCCUUUAUUUCAUUCGCAGACAUUGCGGGUUCAAAGACAAGUGUGCACGUGUCCAUUGGCACCUGCCCUACAGAUGGCAGGUUUUAGACACUGAUGGUGUAACCUGGAAGGACUUGCCCACUAUGGAGGAAAUUGAAAAGGCAUACUGUGACCCAGCAAAAGAGACGAGCUGCAUGGAUCAACCUUCGUCCGGCUUAGGGCUUUUCAGAUUUCUGUCUCUUCAAAGCUCUUCAUCCCCUAGUGAGCAGUCGGUGGACUUCAGGACCAUGAGAUAUGGAAACUCUCCAGUUCGUCGCCUGUCCACUGCCUCCUCUGUCUCAAAGCCCCCUCACUUCAUUCUCACUACACAGUGGGUCUGGUACUGGAAGGACGAUGGUGGGAAAUGGUUGGAAUAUGGAAAGGGUGAUGAGGAAUCAUCAGUGACUUCUGAAACCCUGGAGAAUGUAUACCUUGAAGACAGAGAUACAGAGAUUCCGUUCAGUGCUGGCAAACAGCAAUAUAUUCUCCAUUUCAAAGAUGCGACAGGAGACCAGGCGAUGUAUCAGCAGAAUAUAAAAUUCAAAACCAAGCGAGAUGUCAGGAGGAGGCCUCGCUUUGUGUCUGCUCAUGACGUGGAGGACAAGCUGAAGAGUACGUCAUCAAAGAGCUCCAGCUCCUCCACAGCUGAAAGCGUACCUUCGCACUGGGACAAAAAUGCCAUACCUGAGUUUGGAUACAAGCUAAUACAUCUCUCCCAAUCUGCACCAGAUUACAAUCUGAUUGAGUCUUUAUUUAGAAGCACAAUGCCGGUGAAAAAAAUUAACAGCAUCCAAAGGAUCCAGAACCCGUCUCUGUGGAGAGUCUUCCAGUGGCAGAAGGAGCAGAUGAAGGGAAGGAACGGAGGAGACCCCUCAAUGAUGUAUUUGUUCCACGGGACUGACGAGUCUCUGAUAGAGGCCAUCUGUGAGCAAAACUUUGACUGGAGGAUGUGUGGGGUCCAUGGCACAGCCUAUGGCAAAGGGAGCUACUUUGCCAAAGAUGCAUCUUACUCUGACAGAUACGCCAGUGUCAAAGCAACUCCAAACAAGAUUAUGUUUGUUGCCCUGGUCCUGGUAGGGGACUACACCAAGGGGAGAAGCACGUACGUUCGCCCGCCGCUAAAAUCAAAUGGAAGAACGUUCUACGAUAGUUGCGUUGACUCUGAGAACAAACCCAGCAUUUACGUUGUCUUUGAAAAGCAGCAGAUUUACCCAGAAUACAUUAUCAACUACUCAUAAGUCGCAGUUUGCCUUUCCUUUUUCAGACUAGUGAAACUCUCUGGAUGGAUGUUCUUUAGUUUCGUGGUGUAUUUGAAAGUUUAGAAUUUUGCAAAUGUAGAAAAAUGAUUAAAAUAAUUUAAUAGUUAACAAAGAUAAUGACAAAAUUAAAAAAUGCAAUUAAUGAACACUCCACAGGCUAUCAUUUUACAUUUUGAUUAUUCAGAGCUCAUAUGUAUAAACAGCCUUUAAUUUUAAAUGUAGCUUCUUAUUCCUGUGACAUGCUCAGUGACUUCUCAUGUCUGUUUGAAAUGCAGUGUCAUGUAAGUUUUUUUUCAAUUCUGUAACCAAAAGAGACAAAAUUCAGCCAGUUUCUGAAAGAAGAGAAGACCAGGUUUAUAAAUGCUUGGUGUGCCUCAGAAGCACAAAGCACUCACAAAGUACUGUCGUCUGACCACAGAGAGAAAAAUCAGCUCUGCUAUAUUUAACAUGUGCGCUUCACAUUACCGCAACUCCUCAACUAUUUUGGGCUUAAGAAAAUUCAAAUUGUUCCUAAAAGAUGACAAUUUAGUAAUUUUACAGCAAUUAUAAAAA
Messenger RNA from Haplochromis burtoni (Burton's mouthbrooder), 2955 nucleotides. It is a transcript of the gene parp12a, whose product is annotated as poly (ADP-ribose) polymerase family, member 12a. Bases 277 to 2382 code for a protein of 701 amino acids. Gene Ontology annotation, molecular function: metal ion binding; NAD+ poly-ADP-ribosyltransferase activity. NCBI's taxonomy places the organism in Eukaryota, Metazoa, Chordata, Actinopteri, Cichliformes, Cichlidae. The record is from RefSeq and is a predicted model, not a curated record. The transcript has 11 exons.